Molecule: messenger RNA, 890 nt
Organism: Suhomyces tanzawaensis NRRL Y-17324
Lineage: Eukaryota; Fungi; Ascomycota; Pichiomycetes; Serinales; Debaryomycetaceae
Gene: RPL10
Product: 60S ribosomal protein uL16
Exons: 1
Coding region: 186-848 (220 amino acids)
Biological process (GO): translation; ribosomal large subunit assembly
Cellular component (GO): ribosome; cytosolic large ribosomal subunit
Molecular function (GO): structural constituent of ribosome
Source: RefSeq, a predicted model, not a curated record
GAAGUGGCUGUUCCCCAGAAGGACUAUCCCCACUGAUUUGUCAGCGAGGCAUGAAAAUUUUUCUGUUCCUAGCAUUGCCACAAUAAGUAAGCAGGGAGGUGACGUGAAGUGACUCACUGUUGGUAUAAAAGGUCGGGGAUUGCCGUUGUCUCCGUCAACGAACAUACACUAACAGUUUAGCCAAAAUGCCUAGAAGACCAGCUAGAUGUUACAGAUACUGUAAGAACAAGCCUUACCCAAAGUCCAGAUACAACAGAGCUGUCCCAGACGCUAAGAUCAGAAUCUACGAUUUGGGUAGAAAGAAGGCCCCUGUCGAUGAAUUCCCAUUGUGUGUCCACUUGGUCUCCAACGAAUUGGAACAAUUAUCUUCCGAAGCUUUGGAAGCUGCUCGUAUCUGUGCCAACAAGUAUAUCACCAAGGUCUCCGGUAGAGAAUCUUUCCACUUGAGAGUCAGAGUCCACCCAUUCCACGUCUUGAGAAUCAACAAGAUGUUGUCAUGUGCCGGUGCUGAUAGAUUGCAACAAGGUAUGAGAGGUGCUUGGGGUAAGCCUCACGGUUUAGCCGCCAGAGUCAACAUUGGUCAAGUCAUCAUGUCUGCCAGAACCAAGGACUCUAACAAGGACGUCGUCAUCGAAGGUUUGAGAAGAGCCAGAUACAAGUUCCCAGGUCAACAAAAGAUCAUUAUCUCCAAGAAGUGGGGUUUCACUCCAUUGAACAGAGACGAAUACGUUGCCAAGAAGAACAACGGUGAAGUCAAGGAUGACGGUGCUUACGUCAAGUUCUUGUCCAGAAAGGGUAACUUGGAAGCUAACUUGAAGCAAUUCCCAGACUUCCAAUACACCGCUUAAGUGUACUUGAGUGUCUAAUGUAUAGUCUAGUUUCUAACAAAA